AUGGAUUGUAGAGGAUACAAUCAAUUACUGAAUGUAACUGCAGAUAUGGCUGGAGAUGAGUCCAGUGUACGAGUUGCAGUCAGAAUACGACCGCAGACCCCGGCGGAAGUUGUGGAAGGAUGCGGCGUGUGUGCGCGCGCUGGCGGCGAAGCCGGAGAUGGCGGAAUCGCACUUGGCUCCGAGCGAGCCUUCACAUUUGACUACGCCUUCGAACCUUCCGCCACCCAGGAGGCGGUUUACGAAACCUGCGUCAGGAAGCUUGUGGAGGCCGCACUCGACGGAUAUAACGCUACUGUGCUGGCUUAUGGACAGACAGGCUCCGGGAAAACGUACACAAUGGGCAGUGGAUGGGAGGGUGAAGGCGACGGUGAUGAGUUCCGGCGCGGCAUCAUCCCGCGUGCAAUCCGGGAUCUUUUCGCGGGCGCCGAACAGCGUGCCGAAGCAGCGCGGGCACAGGGAAAUUUGCCGCCUGAAUUCUCCGUUCAGGCUCAGUUCAUCGAGCUCUAUAACGAGGACAUCGUCGAUUUGCUUGACCCCGCCAAGGACCCAUUUGCUAAGGGUGCACUCAGGAUAACAGAAGACGGAUGUGGCGGAGUAAGGGUCGUUGGAGCAUCUAUGCGAGCAGUGAGAGGCGUCCACGAUGCACUAGGAGCAUUGCACGCUGGCGCACUCGCUAGAACCACCGCCGCUACCAACAUGAACUCAUCCUCUUCUCGAUCUCAUGCGGUAUUCACUUUGCUACUGCGCCAGAGGCGACUGGCUACCGACCAGGACACAGUGGAUCGAGACGCGGAGGCGGACACACCUGAACAGUACGAAACACUAACCGCGAAGUUCCACUUCGUUGAUCUGGCUGGCUCUGAGCGUCUCAAGCGAACAGGUGCGACAGGCGAACGAGCUCGUGAAGGUAUAUCGAUCAACUGCGGGCUCUUAGCGCUGGGAAAUGUGAUAUCGGCAUUAGGAGACAAGUCCAGGAAAGUGCUCCAUGUUCCGUACCGGGACUCCAAGCUCACCAGACUGUUACAAGAUUCUCUCGGAGGCAACAGCAACACGGUAAUGAUUGCGUGCGUGUCGCCCAGCGACCGCGACUUCAUGGAGACGCUGAACACGUUGAAAUACGCGAAUCGGGCUCGUAACAUCAAGAACCGGUGCGUGGUGAACCAGGAUCUCACGUCCAGGACCAUCAACCAACUAAGACACGAGGUCGCCAGGUUGCAGCUGGAGUUGGCCGAAUACAAACAGGGUAAACGCGUCGUAUCCGAAAAUGGCGAAGAGGGAUGGAGCGACGUGGUACAAGAGAACGCGAUCCUGACCAGCGAGGUUGAAUCACUGCGGCGGCGUGUGAAGGCCAUGCAGGACACCAUCGAGCAGUUGUCGGCGCGCAACAGCGAGCUGCUGGCAGAGAAGGCGCUGGCCACGUGGGCGCCGCGCGACUCCAGCCCCGACGCCACGGACUGCUCACUCACCACGCUCGUACAGGGGUACGUGAGCGAGAUAGAAGAUCUGCGUGCACAACUUAUGGAAGCAAAUGCACUAUAUGAAGCCAGUCGGAAGCGAGAAGCACGCACGCGCCACGAAUCUGUGCACGACCCAACUUCAAUACUCGACGACGCUAAACGAGAAUUGUACAAGGAGAAGGAGCUCUUGGCGCGCAGCAUGGGCGAGCUAGAGUUCCAGCGCAAGCUCUCGACGCAAGUUAGCGAGGGUGGGGAGGGCGGUGAGGCGGAGGGUGAAGUCGAGGAGGAUGCGCGACCCAUCGGCGAACGCGAGCGCGCGGAGGGCGAGAGUGCCGGCGCCUCCGAGCCCUCCGACCAUGACGAUGACGAGGUCUCCGAUGACGAGCGCAACGAAGCGAUCGAAGCAGAGACCGCUGGUCAACGCAUGCUAACAGCCGAGUUGGCAGCGCUGAGCGAAGACAUCGACACGAAGGCGCGGCUCAUCGAGCAGCUGGAGGCAUCGCAGCGGCGGCUGGCUGCCUUGCGCACGCACUACGAGCAGCGUCUUGAUACUCUCCACCACCAGAUCAAGGCCACCGGGGAAGAACGCGACAAAGUGCUUGCUACCCUCGCCGCGCAAUCGUCGCCCCCGAGCGAGAAGCUGAAGCGAGUGAAGGAGGAGUACGAGCGGCGGGUGGCGACCAUGUCGCGCGAGCUGCGGCGGCUGCAGGCGGCGCAGCGCGAGCACGCUCGGCUGCAGCGCGCGCAGGGACACACGGCGCAGCAGAUACAAACGCUGCGUGCCGAGCUGACUAACCUCAAGCGCGACAAGGUCAAACUCGUACAGCGCAUGCGGUCGGAAGCUAAACGACAUGCUCAAGCAGAGGCAGCUAGAGCCAAGGAGGUGGCACAGCUACGUAAGGAAUCUCGUAAAAAUGCCAAUUUAAUACGUUCAUUGGAAGCAGAAACGAAGUUAAAAGAACAGGUAUUAAAACGUAAGCAAGAAGAAGUGUCAUUGCUAAGGCGAGGCUAUAGAGAUAAACUAAGCAGCAAAGCGGCGGGUCGACUGCAUGAGGGCGGGCGCACACGCACACGCAGUCGCGUGAGCGCGCGCGAGGCCUGGGCGCGGCUGGAGUGCUGGCUGCUGCGGGCGAGCGCGGCGCGCGGCGCGCUGGCCGAGCUGGAGGCGACGCUCGAGCACCAGCUGCGUCGCCGCGACCGCGCCCAGGCGCGCCCGCACCACCCCGACACGCCCGCGCUGCUCUCGCACCUGCGCGAGGCCAUCGCCGACACCCAGCACCAGAUCAUGCAGAUCGAGGAGGAGAACGAAGACAACGAACUACCUCGUCUACUGGAGCAAGUGCAGACCGCAGAAGCGGGCCGCUACGCACUGGAGAGGUUAAUCGCGCUAACGCUGCAAUACGCACAGGACGCCGCCAGGAAUUUGCGCAUGUUGAGGGACACCCGAGCACAGCUCAUAGAGGCGGAGCAGAAGGUGGAGCGGCUGGGUGAGGGCGAGCAGCAGCUGGGCGCGUGGGGCGUGGCGCCGCCCGCGCUGGCCGCGCUGCUGGCGCACGUGUCCUCCGGCACCUCCACGCGCUCCGUCUCGCCCACUGACAGUGCGCUGCUUGAACGGCCGCCGGUAAAUGGCACACGGGAAUCGAAUACAGCACCCGCUUCACCGCCUGAUGACAACAGCAGUUCGCCAUUUCAGCGGAAUACCAGUGGUCGUCGUGGGUCAGUGCGGCUGCGAGACCUGGGCGUGUUCGGUCGCGAGGAGGACCCCAUGUCGCAGUCCAUGGUGGAGAGCGCGCCGCCGCGGCCCGCGCCGCUCAGCCGCGUGCCCAGCGCGCCCGGCAGCCUGCGAGGGUUGACUCCCGUUAACUGCGCGCCGCUGUCGUCGCCGCUGACGAGCCGCCGGCCCGCGCCGCCCGCGCCGCCUGAGAGCCCGCGCCCCGUGCGCCGCCAGCACAGCCUCGCAAAGCCCGCCUCCUUGGAGACAAGUGGAGGCGGGAACACCGUGCUGGGGGGGACUCCGCCCGCGUCUCCUGGUGCAGCGCGACGAGCACGCGACGAUGACGUGUUCCUUCGUUUGACUGGAGCUGCCCAUGACAACUCUCCACAAGGUGUCAUUAGAGAACUGCCUUUGAAGCAACGUAUUAACAUGAGCGUCGGCGGUAGUAGCAACAGUAGUAGCGGUGCAUGGUUGCAGUGCACACACGUGGCGGAGGGACACGUCGGCGCCACGCUUGCAUUAGCUGCCACGCUUGACCUAUUGUAUAGCGGCGGAGUAGACCGCACGGUGCGCGGGUGGGACACGCGCGCGGGCCGCGAGGCGUGGCGCGGCUGGUGCGGCGGCGCCGUGUGUGCUCUGGCCGCGCCCGCCGCCGACACCCCCGGCCUGCUGCUGGCCGCCGCCGGCCCCACGGUCAGGAUCUUCGACGCACGCCUCGGCACGCCCGUCGCCACGCUCUGGUCUUCAGGGACAACAGGCGCGGCUGCAUCAUCGCGCGGUGAAGUAGCGGUCACCGCUCUCGCGGCAGUUCCGCCGCAUCGGCUAUAUACCGCGGCUGGAGACAGACUGCGACUUUGGGAUUUGCGGAUGAUGGAGUGCGCGAGCAAAUGGUGGUCGGGGCACGCGGCGGCGGUGAUGUGUGCGGCGGGCGCGCGCGUGGCGCACGGCGACCGCCUCGCCACCGGCUCGCGCGACCACUGCGUGCGCCUGCUCGACCUGCAGCCCUCACACACCGGUUCAUGGGAAGCAUCCAACCGACGGCUUCUAGAGCCACCUCACUAUGAUGGCGUGCAAGCACUUGUACUGAGCGGAGACUUUCUUUAUAGUGCUUCGAGGGAUUCUAGCCUUAAGUGUUGGAAUCUAGCGGAUGAUAGCCUAACCCAUAGCGUGAUGAACGCGCACAAGGGGUGGGUGACGGGUCUGUGCGGCGUGGCGGGCGGCGGGCUGCUGGCGAGCGUGGGGCGCGACCAGGCGCUGCGGCUGUGGAGCUGUGCGCUGCGCGCCGCCGCGCCGGCCGCCGCGCUGCCCGACGUGCCGCACGCGCUGGCCGCCGCGCCCGCCGCCCGCGCGCUCUACACCGCUGGCAGGUAA
Parnassius apollo (apollo) is the source of this 4542-nucleotide messenger RNA. The record is from the annotation of a GenBank genome assembly. NCBI's taxonomy places the organism in Eukaryota, Metazoa, Arthropoda, Insecta, Lepidoptera, Papilionidae.